UGCUAGAAACGGAGGAGGGUUGAGAAACCUUCCUGCCCUGUCCGCCGGGGAGGGGCGGGAGGAGGGGUGCGGACAACGGGAAGCUGGGGUUCUCGGUGGGAAAGUGAGGCGCCCAGGGUUUGCUGCGCGUCCUUACAACCCCGCGUGGCGCGCGCGCGGACGCCCUCCGCCCCGGGCCCGGCUCUCCCGCCCGUGGGCCCACCGCGUGCGGGGCGGCGGGACGCGGCGCCGGCCGGUCGGUCCGCCCGCCGGCCGGCCGUCCCCGGGCGCGCACGCGCAGUGGCUCACCGGCCACGCCGCGGCUGUUGUGGGUCGGUGGGCGGGGCGGCUGGCUGCCAGAGCGAGGCGUCGCCGCACCGAGAGCCGGCGCGGGGCGCUCUCAGCCUUCCUCGGCGCCGGGAGGCAGCGGCGGCGGCCGAGCGUGCGAGAGCGGCCGGCGUGUUUUCUCCGAGUCGCUGUCGUCCAGACUCCGGCCGGCGGUCGGCAUGGCCCGUGGAAAUCAAAGAGAACUUGCCCGCCAGAAAAAUAUGAAAAAAACCCAGGAAAUUAGCAAAGGAAAAAGAAAAGAGGAUAGCUUGACUACCUCUCAGAGAAAGCAGAGAGACUCUGAGAUCAUGCAGCAAAAGCAGAAGAUAGCCAAUGAGAAGAAAUCUAUGCAGACAAGAGAAAAAUGAUGACUGGCUUUGUGGAAAAUGUGGGUGCUAUUGCCAGUGGGUGCAUCAUAAUCUCUAAGAUCAAAAUUUCUCAGAGUUACUAAUCGUUACAUGUGUCAUAACUUAUCCUUAUAAAACUAUUUUAAACUUUACUUUUCAGCCUUACUUAAUAUGAUGUUUUAAGACCAUUCUUCAAAGAAUAAAGUACUGACCAUGCAUGUAA
Onychomys torridus (southern grasshopper mouse) is the source of this 876-nucleotide messenger RNA. RefSeq names its product small EDRK-rich factor 1. The record is from RefSeq and is a predicted model, not a curated record. Lineage: Eukaryota; Metazoa; Chordata; Mammalia; Rodentia; Cricetidae. The transcript is spliced from 3 exons. The coding region runs from base 486 to 674 and encodes 62 amino acids.